GAGUGCAGUCGGUCACCUUUCAAUUUUGUUCUGUUUGGUCUUGAUCUCAAUUGAACAAUAUGAAGAUGCAUUAUAUGGUGAUCGUUUUGCAUUUUGAGGAGUGUUGUUUUAUCUGUUCCAAUGGAAGUUUGAUACCAUAAACACGAUAAUUGGGAAUUUGGUUGAUGGUUUGAAAGAUGAAGAUGCAGACCCAUUUGAAAUCAAGAGGAACCACCACUAGGGUUAUUUUUGAGCUAAAACAGCGGGUUCUUUUGGCACUAAACAAGAUUUCUGAUCGAGAUACAUACCAAAUAGGGGUUGAGGAGCUUGAAAGAUCAAUCAAAUGUUUGAGCCCGGAAGGAGUGUCCCCAUUUUUGUCAUGCAUCUUAGACACUGAUUCAGACCAGAAGAAGGCUGUUCGAAAGGAAUGUAUCAGACUCAUGGGUAUGCUCGCAACCUUCCACCAGGAUCUCAUUGGUCCGCACAUUGGAAAAAUGGCUGCUAGCAUAGUAAAAAGACUAAAAGAUCCUGAUUCUGUUGUGAGAGAUGCAUGUGUGGAAACCAUGGGUAUUUUAGCAUCGAAAUUAAGCUCUUCUGAGAGUCAGCUUGAGGGAAGUUUUGUUGUAUUAGUGAGACCUCUUUUUGAAGCAAUCAGUGAGCAAAAUAAACAUGUUCAAUGUGGUUCAGCUUUAUGUUUAGCUCGGGUAAUCGACAAUGCAACGGAUCCACCGGUGUCUAUUCUACAAAGGAUGUUAGAAAAGACGACAAAAUUGCUCAAUAAUCCACGUUUCUUGGUAAAACCAGCCAUUAUUGAGUUAAACAGAAGUAUCAUUCAGGCAGGCGGGGCGUCAACACAAAAUACUUUAACUGCUGCAAUGACUAGUAUCCAAGAAGCUCUUAAGAACAGUGAUUGGAGAACACGCAAAGCUGCAUCUUCAGCAUUAGCAGAAAUUGCAUCGACCAAUGGAUUAUAUUUUGGUUCUUUCAAGUCGUCGUGCAUCCGUUCCCUUGAAUUGUGUCGCUUUGACAAGGUCAAACCAGUUAGGGACACAGUAUUGCAGACCUUACAGCUAUGGAGAAAUCUUAAAGGAACUGUUGCGUCUGAACUUCCAGAAGCUGGAUCUUUCACUACUGGAGGUGAUUACAGUGACAUUUUGAGUGCCAGGGAGUCCGCGGUAAAGAAUACAAGCGUUCAUAGGGAGUCAGUUGAGAAAAGAGUUCCUCUUUCAGUUAGAAAAAACUGCCAUAGUUAUGUGGGAAGUCCUCAGCAUUCCAAUGCAAAUGAUUGGAAUAUAGAAGUCAGCGUUCCAAAUACUCGUAAUGUUUCUCUAGCAUAUGCUCCUGAUGGAGAAUCUGAAGGAAGUUCUGUUACAAAGACAUAUGAAAGGACUAGAUCUGAUAUCACUAGUACUCAAGAUAUUGGCUUCGAAUAUGUGCCUAUGGAUGACAAACUUGAAUUCUUUUCUGCAUCCAAUAUCAAAACUGAAAAAUUCGAAGCCAAGUUGGUGCCAACUACUGAGAACUGCCAGGUGAAGGGUAAAUUGGUAAAUUCAUUAGGAGUGAAUCAAUUCCAGGUGGACAAAGAAAUGAGUACUGAAGAACAGAGGUACUUUGCGAAGAUUGAGGGUUGUAGAAGUCUUGACUCAACUAUCACAGAAUCAAGUUCUGAAACUCAUCAUGGUUGUUGCAUGCAAACAGCAAUGGAAAUAGCAUUCUUUCGAGAGAAGCUUAUAGAUAUCGAAAACAAACAGUCCAAUCUCUUAGAUCUGUUGCAGGUGUUCACUACCAAGACAGCAGAUAGCUUGUCGAUAACACAGUUAAAGGUGUCAAGUUUGGAACAUGUGGUGGAUCGAAUGGCACAAAACUUCAUUCAUGGAGAAAGACAUUCAGAAUCAACUGUCAAAUUUUUGACGAGAAGUUCCACUACUGCUGCUCCUAGACUCUCAACAUGCACCCCAAGGAUAUCUGUGGAUAUACGCAAUAGGAAAUCUCCAUUGCAGCCUCCAAAACAAGCUGAUGCUUCAGAUGAAUGCACAUUUGGAAGGGGUAAAUCUGGAAAUUAUGAUAACCAACGAGCAGACUCUUGGAUGGACCCCACAAGUAGAAACCAUGCCAGUCUAAAUAGAAAUGGGGACGCUGUAUUUUCUCUUGACAGUGGCAGAUGUAAUGAUUUACAAGUGCAAAAUAGCCUGCGGAAAGUAAUAAAAGGUCGUCUGUCACAAGGAGACAUAGAGGCUGCAUACAUUGAUGCCCUGAAUUCUGGUGAUGAGGUCGUUUUAUUCGAACUUCUUGAUAAAACGGGCCCUGUUCUGGAAAGGUUAUCACCCCGGACUGCAAAUGUGAUUGUCAGCACUUUGGCGUCUUUCUUGUCAGAACAACAAUUCAUGAUUUCAAUAAUCCCUUGGCUGCAGCAGAUGGUGGACUUGUCUAGUGUACAUGGACCAAACCACCUUGUCCUCACUGCAAAAACACGAAGGGAAUUCUUGUGUGCGAUUGAGGAGGCUGUAAACAUGGAGUUUCCAAAUGCUAUGGCGAGAAGAUCUAUAACACAAUUAGUGAUAAAGCUGCAAAAUUUUUGGGGUAAGGAAUCAUCUUCAUUUACUUGUAUGGCUGUAUAGCAAAAUUUUCUAAUACGUAAUUGUGUAGUUUAUCUGAAAAGGGUCCCCAUUCAACUCACCCUGAAUAGCUCAUAUGGCUGAAUAGUGACUCACAAUUUUAAUUCACCCAUGUCACCGGAAAGGGUCCAUAUUCAAAUUUUGUUGGUCUUUUCUUAAA
Molecule: messenger RNA, 2754 nt
Organism: Cynara cardunculus var. scolymus (artichoke)
Lineage: Eukaryota; Viridiplantae; Streptophyta; Magnoliopsida; Asterales; Asteraceae
Product: TORTIFOLIA1-like protein 2
Exons: 7
Coding region: 177-2597 (806 amino acids)
Cellular component (GO): microtubule
Molecular function (GO): microtubule binding
Source: RefSeq, a predicted model, not a curated record